GUGGAGCCAGCAAGCAGGACCCAGGACAGCCACACGGAUAGGUAGUUCAGAGGAGUAAAAGCCGGCACGGCGCUUGGUGGAUUCAAGUUCUGAUUGAGGUUCGCUACUUGACAGCAGGAAUGGGGCAAGGUGUGGGUGGUUGACUGACAGGGAGACGGACCAAUCACUUGUCAGGAUGCUGGCUCGGAACCGCUUCAUCCUCCUGGUGGUGGUGGGGGCGGUGCUGGCCAUCGUGAGUCUCAGCCUCCAAUUCUUGCACCUAAUCCCCACUACGCCCAUGGGUGAGGAGCGCUCCCCCCAGGAUCAGGGUCAAGUUCAGGGCCAGGGGAAGAGCAGGAAGAGAGUGAUCCCUGUCUCUCCCACAGAGGAUCCUGAUCCAGACCCCAUCACUGAGGCUUAUGGCUACUGCAACACCCCCGAUCGCUCUGAACAGGCCUGGGAGGGACACAGCCCUGUGGACUACAAGCUGCUGUCUGUCCAGGUGAUGAUUCGCCAUGGCGACCGUUACCCCCUUUACGCCAUCCCCAAAACCAAGCGGCCUGCCAUCGACUGCACCCUGUCCCCAAAGAGGAAGCCCUCCCACCCCCAGCUAAAAUCUUUCAUUGGUCACAUGGCCCAGGGGGGGCAUGGCCGCUGGGAGGGGACUCUCAGCUCGUUGCCCCGUCUCCCUAACCACAGCGCUUGUGAGAUGGGCGAGCUCACUCAGACAGGUGUAGUGCAGCAUUUACGCAAUGGCCAGCUCCUUCGCCAAGCCUACAAGCGCCACAAACUCCUCCCGCCCGAUUGGUCGACCAAGCAAGUAUGGGUGGAGACUACGAGCAGGAGCCGCACCCUCCAGAGCGGGAUGGCUCUUCUGUAUGGGUUCCUGCCAGACUUUGACUGGAGCCUUCUGACAGUCCACCACCAGUGGAGCACGUUGUUCUGUGGUUCAGCCUGCGACUGUCCUGCUAGGAACCCCUAUCUGGAGGAGGAGCAGAGGAGACAGUACCGCCUCAGAGCGGCAGACACUGAACUGGAGAGGACCUACGCAGACAUGGCCCGUACGCUAGGUCUGCCCCCGCGCCAGCUCAGAGCUGCCAACCCUAUAGACUCUCUGCUGUGCCACCUGUGCCACGGCCUGUCCUUCCCCUGUGUGUCAGCAGGGAGUGCUCUCGGCAGUGGGGGCUGUCUGACUCUGGCACAGUUCGCUGUGAUCCGGAGGCAGCAGUUAGAGGACGAGGUGGACAGGAGGAGGGUGGGACUGUAUCGCCGCUACGCCGUGCUCGCCAUGCACCCCUACCUCAACCGCACCGCCAACAGGUUGGAGCGCGUCGCCAAGGCCUACGCUCCGGGCCGAAAACCCCGCGCUGGAGAGGAGGUGUUCACCCUGUCCUCGGCUCACGACGUCACCGUGGCGCCGUUACUAAGCGCCCUGGGCUUGGAGGAGGCAUUGUUCCCGAGGUUUGCAGCAAGGGUUGUGUUUGAGUUGUGGAAGAGUCCGCACGCAACGCAGGGACCACGUAAGGGGCAACGACAGAGUCAGAAUAAAGCUUCUGGGGUGAAAGGGGAGAGGUCAAAAGGUGGUAACAUGUUUCUGAGGGUUCUGUACAACGGAGAGGACGUAACAUUCCAUACCACCUUCUGUCGCUCACAUGACCGCCAUGCCACACAACCGCUAUGCCCCCUAGGUAACUUUCUGUCUUUCGUCAGGAAAGACAUGUUCGGUGUCCUCAACGCCACGUCCUACCACGACGCUUGCUACCGACGGACAGGCUGACUGACAGAGGGAUGGAGAGAAAAAAGGAGGAGGGGAAGUGAGUCAUUUAGCUGAUUUUGGAAUUUGUUAAUAGCUCUUUUCCCACUUUGAUGGUCUAUUGAACUAUUUUAAUGUCUUAAAACUUUGACAUUUCUCUAAAGUCAAAAAACAUUCCUAGAAAGCAUAGAUACUGAUCAUACAUGUCAGGCACACAAACACACUGCAAAAAUACACAUUUUCACCAACAAAUUCCUAUACACAAACACUACAUACACACUCUUCAUGCCUUCUUGAUCAGAUGUAUUUGUCAAUGAAGUUGGACUUCUAAAUUGACAGCCUUGUGGUGUUGACAAUCACACUCGGAUACUUAACCUGCAAAUAUACACAUUUGAACGUUGACCUUUCUACCAUUU
This is a messenger RNA of Oncorhynchus masou masou (cherry salmon), 2148 nucleotides long. Its product is annotated as 2-phosphoxylose phosphatase 1-like. Gene Ontology annotation, biological process: chondroitin sulfate proteoglycan biosynthetic process; glycosaminoglycan biosynthetic process; dephosphorylation. The record is from RefSeq and is a predicted model, not a curated record. The coding region runs from base 176 to 1756 and encodes 526 amino acids. Lineage: Eukaryota; Metazoa; Chordata; Actinopteri; Salmoniformes; Salmonidae. The transcript has 6 exons. Gene Ontology annotation, molecular function: phosphatase activity. Gene Ontology annotation, cellular component: Golgi apparatus.